This is a messenger RNA of Canis lupus familiaris (dog), 11629 nucleotides long. RefSeq names its product teashirt zinc finger homeobox 2 (gene TSHZ2). Lineage: Eukaryota; Metazoa; Chordata; Mammalia; Carnivora; Canidae. Gene Ontology annotation, cellular component: nucleus. The coding region runs from base 541 to 3648 and encodes 1035 amino acids. The record is from RefSeq and is a predicted model, not a curated record. Gene Ontology annotation, biological process: regulation of transcription by RNA polymerase II. Gene Ontology annotation, molecular function: DNA binding; DNA-binding transcription factor activity, RNA polymerase II-specific. The transcript has 3 exons.
AGAAGAAACCACUACCUUCCCAGGAUUGCCUGUUUCUCCCCCUUCUCUUUACGCGCGCGUGUGCGUGUGGCGCGUGUGCGCCCCUCGUCCCUUCCAUCCGAACGCGGUCUUGGAUGUUUAAUAAAGAAAUCAAGUGUCUCAACAGUCACCCCAAAAAAAAAAAAAAAACCAAAAAAACCAAAAAUCUCCAAAAAAGCAAAAAAAAAAAAAAAAAACCAAAAAGAGAGAGACAGAGAGGCGAGAGAGCGAGGGGGAGCGAGAUUCCAAAACAAACAAACAAACAAACAACAAGGCAGAGCCAACCUCUACUUGCGAGCAGCCGGCGCGAGCCGCCCGUGUCCGCCGCCCGGAGAGGGGGGUCUCCUCGGGCCCGUGGUGGAGGAGUUGCAGGGGGGAUCGCCGGGGGGACUGAGGCCGAGUGACGCCCCAGGAGCCGCCGGGCAGGAGGCGGAGGAGCCCCGGAGAGGCGAGAGAGCAGCGGGCCCCCGCGCGCGGCUCGGGGCUGGGCCGCCAGAAGUGGGACUGGAGCGAAGUAGAGCGAUGCCAAGGAGGAAACAGCAGGCACCCAAGCGGGCGGCAGGCUACGCCCAGGAGGAACAGCUGAAGGAAGACGAGGAAAUAAAAGAAGAGGAGGAGGAGGAGGAGGACAGUGGUUCAGUAGCUCAGCUUCAGGGCAGCAAUGACCCGGGGACAGACGAGGAGCUAGAGACGGGUCCGGAGCAGAAGGGCUGCUUCAGCUACCAGAACUCUCCCGGGAGCCACCUGUCCAACCAGGACGUGGAGAACGAGUCUCUGCUGAGCGAUGCCAGCGAUCAGGUGUCGGACGUCAAGAGCAUCUGCGGGCGGGAUGUCUCGGACAAGAAGGCCAGCGCGCACCCCAAGCUGCCCGGCGAAAGCCACAACUGCAUGGAUAAAAUGACCGCCGUCUACGCCAACAUCCUGUCCGAUUCCUACUGGUCGGGCCUGGGCCUGGGCUUCAAGCUGUCCAGCAGCGAGAGGCGCAACUGUGACCCCCGCAAUGGCAGCAGCAAGACGGAUUUCGACUGGCACCAGGACGCACUGUCCAAAAGCCUCCAGCAGAACUUGCCUUCCAGGUCGGUGGGGAAGCCCAGCCUGUUCAGCUCGGUGCAGCUGUACCGACAGAGCAGCAAGAUGUGCGGGACCGUGUUCACCGGGGCCAGCAGGUUCCGCUGCCGCCAGUGCAGCGCCGCCUACGACACCUUGGUCGAGCUGACCGUGCACAUGAAUGAGACGGGCCACUAUCAAGAUGACAACCGCAAGAAGGACAAGCUGCGACCCACGAGCUACUCGAAGCCCCGGAAGAGGGCUUUCCAGGAUAUGGACAAGGAGGACGCUCAGAAGGUUCUCAAGUGCAUGUUUUGUGGCGACUCCUUCGAUUCCCUCCAAGAUCUGAGCGUCCACAUGAUAAAAACAAAACAUUACCAAAAAGUGCCUUUGAAGGAGCCAGUACCAACCAUUUCGUCGAAAAUGGUCACCCCGGCCAAGAAACGCGUCUUUGAUGUCAAUCGCCCGUGUUCCCCCGAUUCGACCACAGGCUCCUUUGCAGACUCGUUUUCUUCUCCGAAGACCGGUGGCCUGCAGCUGUCGUCCAACAACCGCUAUGGCUACCAGAACGGCGCCAGCUACACCUGGCAGUUUGAGGCCUGCAAGUCCCAGAUCCUCAAGUGCAUGGAGUGCGGCAGCUCGCACGACACCCUGCAGCAGCUCACCACCCACAUGAUGGUCACCGGGCACUUCCUCAAGGUCACCAGCUCGGCCUCCAAGAAAGGGAAGCAGCUGGUGCUGGACCCCCUGGCCGUGGAGAAAAUGCAGUCGCUGUCAGACGCCCCGAACAGUGAUUCGCUGGCCCCCAAGCCAUCAGGUAACUCAGCCUCUGACGGUGCGGCGUCCACGACCGAGCCGAAGAAAGAAAGUAAGAAGGACAAACCAGAGGAGAUGGACAAGGACGAGAGAGUCAUGAAAAGGGAGGAGUAUGAUGAUCCUCUGCAAAAGCCUUUAGACCCCACCAUAAAAUAUCAGUACCUAAGGGAGGAGGAUUUGGAGGACGGCUCCAAGGGCGGAGGGGACAUCUUGAAGUCAUUGGAAAACACCGUCACCACAGCCAUCAACAAAGCCCAGAAUGGGGCCCCCAGCUGGAGCGCGUACCCCAGCAUCCACGCGGCCUACCAGCUGUCGGAGGGCGCCAAGCCGGCUCUGCCCCUGGGAUCCCAGGUCCUGCAGGUUCGGCCCAACCUCACCAACAAGCUGAGGCCAAUUGCCCCAAAGUGGAAAGUCAUGCCGCUGGUGUCCAUGCCCACCAACCCGGCCCCGUACACCCAAGUGAAGAAGGAGCCCGACGACAAAGAGGAAGCCGUGAAGGAGUGCGGGAAGGAGAGCCCCCAGGAAGAGGCCUCGCCUUUCAGCCACAGUGAGGGGGAUGCUUUCUCCAAAAGCGAAGCCCCUUCGGAAACCAAGAAGGCCGAGCCUCGUCUCCUGAAGGAGGAGGCCCGGCUGGUGGAGGAGGGCGGCGAGCCCGAGAAACGACCGCCCCUGGAGCCCGCGCCCACUCUCAGCAACGGGUGCACCCUCCCCACGCGGGCGCCCGCCCUGCCGUGCAUCAACCCGCUCAGCGCCCUGCAGUCCGUCCUGAACAAUCACCUGGGCAAGGCCACGGAACCCCUGCGCUCCCCCUCCUGCUCCAGCCCAAGCUCAAGCACAAUGUCCAUGUUCCACAAGUCGAAUCUCAGCGUCCUGGACAAGCCGGGCUUGAGUCCCGCCCCGACGCGGCCCGCCAGCGUGUCCAGGCGCUACCUGUUCGAGAGCAACGAUCAGCCCAUCGACCUGACCAAGUCCAAGAGCAAGAAGGCCGAGUCUGCGCAAGCACAAUCCUGUACGUCCCCACCUCAGAAGCACGCUCUGUCGGACAUCGCCGAUAUGGUCAAGGUCCUGCCCAAAGCCACCACCCCGAAGCCCGCCGCGUCCUCGCGGGCCGCCCCCGUGAAGCUGGAAAUGGAUGUGAGGCGCUUCGAGGAUGUCUCCAGCGAGGUCUCCACCUUGCAUAAGAGGAAAGGCAGGCAGUCCAACUGGAACCCUCAGCACCUCCUGAUCUUGCAGGCGCAGUUCGCCUCGAGCCUCUUCCAGACAUCCGAGGGCAAGUACCUGCUGUCCGACCUGGGCCCUCAGGAGCGAAUGCAGAUCUCCAAGUUCACGGGGCUCUCAAUGACCACGAUCAGCCACUGGCUGGCAAACGUCAAGUACCAACUUAGGAAAACGGGCGGGACAAAAUUUCUGAAAAACAUGGACAAGGGACACCCUAUCUUUUAUUGCAGUGACUGUGCCUCCCAGUUUAGAACCCCUUCUACCUACAUCAGUCACUUAGAGUCGCACCUAGGUUUCCAAAUGAAGGACAUGACGCGCCUGGCGGUGGAGCAGCAAAGCAAAGUGGAACAAGAGAUCUCCCGGGUGUCGUCGGCUCAGAGGUCUCCGGAAACAAUAGCUGGCGAAGAGGACACAGACUCUAAAUUCAAGUGUAAGUUGUGCUGUCGGACAUUUGUGAGCAAACAUGCAGUAAAACUCCACCUAAGCAAAACGCACAGCAAGUCACCCGAACACCAUUCACAGUUUGUAACAGACGUGGAUGAAGAAUAGCUCUGCAGGACAAAUGCCUUAGUUUCAACUUUUCCAGCCUGGAUCCCCCUCACCCUGAGUCCUUCAUUGUAUACCACCUGCUUCUGACACUGAACUCCUCCUGACACCCUGCUCUGAGAAGACUGCCAAAAAAAAAAAAAAAAAAGAAAGAAAGAAAGAAAAAGAGAAAAAAAGAAAAAAGGAAAAAAAAAAAAAACCCAGCCCAGCCAUCUCUCUUCAUUCUUACUAACAAUUUGGUAAUGAAGUAUUGAUUUCCACUUCUCUGCUUAUGGACGAUAUUAGAUUUUCAUUGAUAAACUGCAAAGAGGCAGUCUCGUCUCCAUGGUCCCCUUUUCACUGUCACGAGAAAACAAAGUGCCACUGAAGAAAAAUAAUGACUGAGAACAUUGAUGUACUUAUUCCGUCGGUCUGUAACCCUUGACAGGAAAGGGCGGGGGAGUAUGAGUCCUCAUAGUUUAAUGUCCAAGUGAGCUGUGCUAGAUGCAGACCCUUGGAAGCUUACUUUCCAUGGUAAUGUCCAUUUCCUAUUUAUAACCCCUCUGGGAACGUUUGUCGAAAGGAAAUGUUUCUGUUCAGAGCAACAAUUACGGUUGCACCUGGAUUGCCCAGUCCUGGCCCUGCACUGGGGAGCCAUUCAUCACCGCAAAGUGGAAGAAUUAUUAAGUUAGACCAGAGUUUGAGCCAAGAAAACCUCUGAACAAUGUUCAUCUUCUGUGAAAGUUGUUCAAACGGUUAGGCUUAACCAUGUUGCUGCCAAAGACUUUUUUCCCAAGCGCUGGUGGGCAUCUUUUUAAUCAUCGUCUUUGUUGGUCACACACACACACACACACACAUAAAAACCCACAAAAGACAAAAGCAACAACAACAACAAAACAACGGUUUUAAGUCCACAUAGGAGACCUGCAACCUGGCAGAAGCAGGGAAGGUGGUGAGAGGCGGGAUCGGAAGGCAAGCGAGAAGAUGAGAUCUCUGCAGGGUGGAAAGUUCAGCGGCCCCCUUGCCCGGGGAUCUCUGUCUGCAGGACCUGUUGUUUCUGGACGGGGAGACCAGCUUAGCUCGAGAAGCAAUAGAAAGCAUGAAAUAGGGUGUCCGUUUUAAAUGUGUUCCCGCAACUUUUUUCAUUAAAACUUUUGAGGGCCCAAUUUUAAUUUGUGGAAUAUUCCCGUUAAUAAUGAGAUCUAAUUAAGACAUCCAUUAAAAGCCCGUUAAAGUUAAUUUAACGUAAAAAUUCCAAUAGAACUGUAUUAGAUUUUCUCCAUUAAAUUAACGUUAUGGAUUUUUAACGGAUGUCUUAAUUAUACGUUAUUAUUAACGGGAAUACUGUAUUACACAGAUUAAAAUCAGGUCCUAAGUCAACUUGGAAAAGCUAAGAGCAUGUUUUAAUAUGGAAAGUCUUGCAUACCUAGCGCACAGUUUGGAGAUUCAGGGGUAGAGCUGUUUACUCUGGUUGAGCAUUUCUAUACAACUCAAAGCAAUCUAUAAACAGGCAAAUCUAUCAUUGCAUUUAAACAAUGAAUUUCCUUAUUCUCAAAGGACAAAUGAUGUCUGGAUUGUGUUAUAAACUGCUGCUCAGCUAUAGGCGAAAUAGUUAAACUACUCUAGGUACAACACUAGGAACUUGAGGAUUCUGAAACAAACAAAAAAAAAACAAUUUUGUGAUUGCUUUAAUUACCGAGGUUAUCACACGCAAAAAAAUCUCAACACCAACAACACGAAGCCAAAUAUCCUCUUCACCGUUUCUCCUGGAAGCUGCCUGUUGAAAUUGCUUUGGAAAUUUUGACAUGAUCCCUAAAUUCAACAUUGGGAUUAAAAAAAAAAAAAAAAAAAAAAACUUCUUAUUUACCUCCUAGGGAAAGUGUUGCCCUUAUGCCACAUAUAAUAGCAAAUUGCUUUUUUUAUGGCAUGCAUAACCUAGAUGGGAAAAAAUAUGGCGCUUCGGGGAAGGAGGGAAAAAGUAAAUGAAGUUCCAGGAAUGUCAUUCUGAAGUAAUGAGGCAUGGACAGAAAAUAUACCCCUCACAUCAUCGGAUUGAGAUGGCAGUCGAAAUAGCUUCAUUGAAGUGUCAGCACUCAUCCAUCAAUCAAUCACCCACAAGGAAAAAUAGCAACAGUACAACGGGGCGGCUUUUAUGGGAUUUACUCAUGGGCAUAGGGAAUAGCGGCUCAAAUGUAGUUCUGACAUGAAAAGCAAGGUGCUGAUAUUAUUUUUUAUGAUGGGAGGAUCAUAAAGUGAAUUGAGAACAGCGAGGUCUGUCUUUGCUUAACCUAUUCAACCAGAAAUGAAUGGAGCUCAACUGGAAAGGAACAGUCUUCGCAUGGGUUAAGAUUGAAGGGUGGACUCUACUGAGCACCGUCCUUCGACAACGAAAUUCUAUUAAAGGAAAAUCAAUGCAUUAGCAUUGGGCUUCUUGAAGCCGUUAAAAAUUGUCUGCUCCAACCCAGGGUUAUUAGAUAAAGUUACGUAAUUCAGAUUCUGUCGCUACCCUUCAAAAGCAGAUUCUUGAGCUCUUGCUCCAACUGGAGGGAGACAAUACAAUUCUCAACUCCAUGGAAAUUGUUUCCCCUCUAAGAAAAAAAAAAAAAUAAAUCAUCUGCUUCAACAUUUAAUCUAUAUGGUUUUGUUAGCGCAAUUUCUAUGGAGGGGUGGGGUGGGAGGCGAGAGACAAAAAUAUUGAUAAAUUUGGUAAGAUUCAUGAAUUGUCACUUGGUAACUGUAAAUGUCACUGCUGAGGGACAGCUGUUAAUGUUCUCCCUAGGAAACAAGAUCUGGGUUCAUGCUGUGAGAUAAACACAGCCCUGAGUACAUUUCUAGAGACCAGGCCUGUCUUUCAUUUGGAAAGCCCUGUGAGGCUUCUAGAAACUUCUCUCUGGAGGGAAAAACUAACAUGAGCUCAGAAGAAUGUUUGUAAUCUGCUUUCUGACCACCCUCUUCCUCUCUCAGAGCAAACAUAGUGCUGAUAUAUUGGGACUUUAGAACUGGAAAGGAGCAUGACGUGCAAAUAUCAUGCUAAUCACACUCAAGUAUCUCCAUUCCACCACCAACACUUGUUAUCAGUGGGGGGUGAGAAACUGCCUUUUCUUCCCCCAUCCCUCCUUCUAGCUAAGACCACUAACCAGCUGCAAACUAAAAUGUCCACUGGAAAAAAAAAAUAUUUAAGUUUUAUGUAUUUGGUCCCAUUUUGUAGUUCAGCAACUUCACCAGUUGUACAACAUGUUACAAAGCACUGGGGUCGGGGGUGGCGGGCACAAGGCAGAAUGGGAAACACGAUUUAUUCAGCCAAUUCGUUCCAAAAUAUUAGGAGACACCUGCUAUGUGCACGGUACUAUUCUAGGUGCUAUGGGAUACAGCAGCGAACAAUGCAACACAACAGCCUGGCCCUUCUGUACUUAUAGCUUCUCCUAGAGGUAGCUGAUAUCAGACACCUGCCGGAGGAGCUCACAGAGGGUCCAACUCCCCUGUGUCAUUUGUGGUUUCAUUCCUGUUUUUCAAAAUACUAAUAUUUCAGGAUAGGGAUUUCUCCUUCUGAAAAGCAUACAGAAAGGAAAUAGCUUAAAAACAGGUCAAGGCCUAAAUGUAGACUAUAAUCACAGAUACAUUGGCUAGCCCAGACAGUCCCCACAGAAUUCCUUUAAGGCCACAAAUAGAGUUCUUCAAACUCACCCCCAAAAUGUGCCUGCUUGGGUUGUUUGAGUCUUGCAUAAUUAAUGUCACAGACACAAGCCGCUGAACUUCGUCGAAAUGCAGAAAAUAAGCUCAUGAAAUGACAUACUUGGGAAGCAUUUACGUAACUCUGGUUUAAGCAGUGAGGAGGUGUACAUAUACGAAUUCACUUUUUAUUUUCCAGGCUCCACGGACAGUGACACACUAAGAGUCUAUGGUUUCCUGAAACUUCUCACAGUCAAUCCAAAGAUUACAAGGCCUUAAAAGGUGCACGAGUCCUGUUGCUUUUCUAUCUGUCACUUCACCGGCUACUUGACUGUGUUCAAAUCUUUCUCAUUGGGUUUCAUUUUUUUAAUCUUGUUAUAUGUUUUUGUUAAAACACACACACACGUUAAAAAUGUCAUUUUCACAUCCUCCUCUACUCUCCUCAAGAACAGAAGCGUGUCGAUGUAUAGAACUACAUAUGUGUAUGUGUAGCAAUAAAGUAGUAUCUGUUUUGAACGAGCAUUAGGCAAGAAAAAAAAUCCCAACUGAACUUUCGGUUUAUUUUUUUCCCCUGUGAGAUGUUAAAAUGCUAAUUUCAUUUUCUCCCUUCCUAUAUGUGGCACUUUCUCAAAAUAUCCAUGAAAUACUUUUAGACAAAGAUUGAGCAGGAGAACGAGAUACAAAUUUCCAUCCCCCCAGACAGAGAGAUAGGUUUCCAUUGUAGGGAAGCAUUAAACAUUUUGAAACUUGUGAAUCAUCUUUAGAAUUUCUAGGGGGGAAUUUUACCUCUUCAUCCAAAGUAAAAGCCACUUAUCUCCUUUGGUUUCCUGUGACAGAUUCAGAGGCAUACGCAGAUAUACAAUUUCCAGGCUCUAGUUAAUCUUCUUCCAAUAGUUACGAACAAUGGGCUAACGGGCGUGGGUGUUUCUCCAAAAAUUAUUCAUGCGCAAGGCAGCCCAAAGCUUCAGGGAAAACUAGAAAUGUUUUAUGGAUUAGAAUAGGACUGUUUUAAAAUGCUGGUACCAGGUGGAAUGCUAUUUCUGCAACAGGACUCUGUCCAUUUCCUUUGGAAAAAUAUAUUCCAAGUAAAAUGGCUCUUCCAAGCAAUGGCACCCUUUUAUGACACCUUUCAGCACACAAAUGAUUUUACCAAUAGCCAUACGAUUAUCAUUAAGGCCUUUGAACAAACGAUCUGUUUGAAAAAGAUAGAUUAAAUUCUCACAGCCCUCUCUACAAUGUUUGUUUGCUUAAAACCGCUUUUGGAAGUACAAAUAAUAACUCUUUUGUGAAAACCCCCAGGAGAAGUUGAAAAACUCGAACAAAUGCAUUACUUACAAAAAGAAAAAAAAAAAUCUACCACUCCCUUCAACCCCUCCAGAAAAUGAAUUUCAGUGUGUUCACUGAAUUAUCUUGAACCUGAAACCUGCGUUUGGGUAUCAGUCCCCAGGUAAAGGCUUAUAUUUACAGAACUUGCACAAUCAUACGAUUAUAUCUCAAAUGUGAAGACUUUGUACAGUAAUAUUUUCACUUUCUAAAUGACCCAUACAACAAUCAGGAAGUAUAAAUGUGUACGUAUAUUUUUUAAAUAUACAAAGUUCAACUGGUCUGUGAGGAGAAGAAGCAAAAACUGUUCCCGCCCUGUAUUGAGAUAAAUACAACAGAAACAUUCCAGUUUUGCAAUACAAUAUUUUGGCUUAUAACACAGCAGAUGCUAGAAUGUGCAAUGCAAGUAAAAAAAAAAAAAAAAAAAGCUGACAUACGAAACAAUUCUUAUUUGGCUCAGGGUUCUUAAAUGUCAUAAUAUCUCGGGAUACAAUAUACUUUCUGGUCUCUAAUAUACUUACAUCCUCCUAAUCUCUCCUGACUUGGAUUCCUAACAUCCAGGCACAGUCAGCAUGAAUCAUAAACUUUCAAACCCCUCUAAAAUCAAGAAGAUAGUUGAUCAUACACAGUCUUUUUAAUGGUCAACCCGUUCUCACUCUGCAGAGCGCUUGUAGCUUUUUAGGAAAUUUGGUGUCAACCAUAUUUAUGUUACACAUUUGCUCCCUUCUGUUGAUUCUAGAUUUUUUUUUUUUCUUUUAGAAUAGGCAGUGGGGAAGUUAGGGCGGAGUGAGUUAGGAGAAUCACAUUCAUCCCUGCUCUGAAGGAAAGUGUUUAUUUGCCAGCGAAGAAAAGCAAAGACAUUUUUAUAUUAGGAAAGCAGACUAGUCAUUUUCAAAGAAAAAUGACUGCAACCAUACCUGUAGAAUGUUUCCGUGCAAAUGCACUAAUUUUCUAUCGCCUGCAUGCUGUAUAUAAUACAUUUGCCUGUAUACUAGGAGCAAAAGCCAGGCUGUUUUCCCUGUAUACAAUGCAGCUUGGAUGACUGGGAACGUAAGCCUUCCAUACAUUUUUAUACUGUACAUAUUUGUAUAUACUAACUAUAUCGCCAUGUAUGAACACAGAUUUUGUUAUAUUUGCUUGUUUCUGUUUCCUACCAAACUGGCCCACGAUGGGGAUCCUUUUGUAUAGAAAAAAAAUAUGCUUGUAAUUUUUUCUUGGUCAUUCUCUUUCAAUAGCUUACGAAAGAAUUAGAUCUGAGUUUACAAAGAAAUUCUAAAAACCAAGUUUGUCUGCAUGAGCCCCGUCCAAUUGCUGGAUCUAGGGAGGAACCAACGUCCUAAUUCAGAGUUUUCCUUUAAAGGCAUGCUUUACCCCUUGGGAAAACUGCAAACUCAUCCAUGUAGAAUGAUCCUCUUUGUAUUUUAUCUAAUAGUGCCUGAAAAUUUUUUUUAAUGUCUUCUUAGAGGAAGAAUUCAUAAUUGUCGAAAUUUGAAACAUUAGCUUAAUUUUGUUUUUAUGACCUCGCAAUUCUCCUCCUUAUUUAUUCGGUUGCUGUUGUAAUGGGGCCCCAGGCCAUUCCUGACAUCGGCGUGUUCUUCUUCUGCAUUAAGGAUGUUUUUAAAAUUACAGAGAUUAUUGAGCCAACAGGCUGUUUUAAUCAAAACCAUGUUUCACUUGUUUUUGAUGAUUAUAAAUUGUCCUUGCUAUGAAAAAAAAAAAAAAAAAGUUUUCUGCUAGGAAAAUUAUACCACCCUGUGGCCAAACAGAUUCAUCACAGAUAGGCAGGCAUCUGUGCCCACUUCUCUGGGAUCUGGAAAAUUCUUCCCUUGGCUAGCCACACUUUCUUUUACUCCUCAUCAUCCCGAAUGCCGGGGCUCAAUGCAGCCCCUGUUUGCAAAUUUCCAAAGGUUUGGCCGAGUUGUCACUGCCCAAAGACAAACAACCGAGCUGGAAAUGAUGGCUUUCCAGCUUGAAAAAAAGUAUGCAGGGAUUUUCUUCAGAAAAGGUGCUCCCGCCUUUGUCCCUUGCUGCCACCAUCCUGUCAUCUCUCCUAAUUAUAAACAAUCUGGUCUUGAUACCCCAUAUAACUUAAAUCAGGUCAAAAGAAACAUACAGAUCAGCCCCUCGCUGAAUAAAAAUGACUUCGUUUGGAUGCACUUAAGACGUAUGCCUGUGUCGGAUGCUGCAGCAUUGAAAUUAUCUCUAUAAGGAGAGAUUUUUUAAAUACAAUUUUACCACUAGAAAUAAAUUCUCUGAUGGUGGAGAUGAAGAAAACUCUUAAAUUAUAUCACAGAAGCCAUUAUUUUUUACAUCUAAAGAGUUGGGUGUUUUUUUUUUUUUUAAGAAAAUCAUUCUACUUUGCGAACUGUAAUUAAAGCCCUAAAUAAUAGAUACUACUUCUUUUAGCUAUUGUGAAAAACUAAUAACACAGUCGCCAAGGUUAUAUGGAGCCCCUCAUUUCCAUCAAAAAGGUUUCUAUAAGUGUAUUAUUUACAUUUUUAAACAUGAUGACUCUUUCCUUUGUGACAAAAAAAAAAAAUCUUUCUUUUUUUCCACUCAACAGUGGAAAAUAGAAUGUUUCCCAUCUGAAACCUUACGGUAAUUUGCAUCAGGAAACCCAACUGCUGACAUUAAGGACUUGGGUGUGUUCGAUUAUGAUUUUGCUGGAGGCUGUCCCUCAUUCUAACGCUGCCGAUCUUAAACCACCUUUCUGAGACCCAGCUGAUACAGUAGAACCUAGACAUGCCUCUCAACACCAUUAGCUUUGCAAAUGGCUUCGUUUCAGUCAACACCGACUUUCGCUUUGGCCAACUGAAUGAAAAUUAAAGGAGAGAAGAAGAAGAAAAAAAACACAGAUGCACUUAAAACAUGAAAAGAAUUAUUUAUAUGAUAAAAAUAUAUUUAGAUUUUCAAAGCACAAGACUGAAUAGAAGUGCUCUUUUUAUGCUUUGUGAAGAUGUUACUGGUAAAUGUCUUUCUACAUCAGGCUUAAUAAAUCUGUAAUGACAUUUGA